AUGGAAGCCUAGGAGAUUGUUUCCUUUAGUUUUACCAAGACCCAUAGAGCAUCACCUUCCUUCAUUGAAGCUUACAGCAAAACACACUUGCUGAGAGAGUCCAUAUACAUCACAGGAAAAGCAGCAAGAUUUUGCAAGGCUCAAGGAUUUCCAGUUCAGCAGUGGCUAACCAAGAAGGAGCACCUCUUCUACUGCCACGAAAGGAAACCUCUAAACCCUACCCACUGUACCAUUAACUACUGUCCUCUACGAGAUCAGAAAACCAUGAAGGCUGUAGCUCUCUUCAUUUGUCUCAUAGGAUCAGCUUUUGCUAUUCCAACCCAUUCUUUACACUACAAACUCGGAAUCCAUGGACAGAAACCUCCAGAAAAGACUGAAGAUAUUCACCCCGAAGCCCCAAAGGAAGACAACACAGGGUAUGUAGACAAGGGUGAUUUGCUGCCCAGUCACAAAAACCUAAACCCAGAGGGGUCAGUACCACAUGCUGAGCACAGGGACGAGCCCCAGACCACUAGAAAACAAGGAAGAACCGGUAGCGAGCAUCAAGUGAAAAACAGUCUAAAAAGCAUCAAUUUCCUUGCGCUGCACAACAAACCAGUUUUGGCUUCUGAUAACCAGGACAGUGACUCUGGAAGCAGUGGCAGAGAACAGUCCAGCUCUGAGCACUACCAGUUCAGGAGGCACGAGAAACACAGCAAUACAGCCAGUCGACACGUUUUAGGCAACACAGAAAAUCCAGUGGAUGCUCUCAGUCUUGACCAUGAGCACAACACGUGGAAAUACAAUAAAAAUACAGUUGGCCUAGCUGAAAAAAACAGUGAAAGUGAUGAAGAAGGUGUGAUAGAAGAGGAUGAGGAAUGGGGUGAAGAAACUGAUUACAGAGAUACGAAGCACAAAGGCCACCAGACAAAUCAAGGUGACAAAUACAAAAGACAGCAAAAUGAAAACAGUAUGCAAUCUGAUGAAAUGUUGAGAGAUUCCAGUCAACCAAUCCGGAUAACCAAAAGACAUGGUGAGAAAUUUGACCUAGAGGCAGAAGAGAGGGAAAACAGCCAGAAGAAAUCCUAUAAAGGAGAAACCUCCCUCUCUCGAAGAACCCAUAAUGAAGAUCAGGAUGACAAAUGGCAAAGCCAAGAGAAGACCGACAACAUUCAAGUAAACUAUCAGAGUGAUCACAACACAGUGGUGAAGAGACGAGAUAUGGUGGACAGUAAUGCUGCUGAUGAUGAUCAUGACAGUGGUGAUGUUGAUGGUGAGGACUAUCUCAGCAACACCUGGAAACAAUCAGCCUAUCAGGAAGAGGAGGGAAUCCAGAGUAAUGACCAGGAGAACACCAGCACUGAGCACAAAGGGGAAGGAACCACCGAAGAUGACACUGCAGUUUAUAUAAAGACUGAGGAUUACCAACAUGUCAAGAUUAAAGACCUUAUUCACUCUGAACAAGAUGACUACUAUCAUGAGCCACCUAACUCUGACAGUGAGCAACAACUGGAAACGACUAGCUCUGUUCAGAGCAUGAAAAUGGAAAGUGAGAAUAAGGUUAAGACUACAGGCAGUUCUGACAGUGAGAUGGAAAGUGCAAGCAACAGGAGCGAGAAGGCUCUCUUGGACCCAUGUAGGAACUUCCACUGCAAAAGAGGUAAAGUCUGCCAUGUGGACAAACAAGGGAAACCCAGCUGUAUUUGCCAAGAUCCUGCUGCUUGCCCUUCUACCAAAGACUAUGAGCAUGUCUGUGGUACAGAUAAUAAGACUUACGAUGGCACAUGUCAACUCUUUGGCACCAAAUGUCAACUUGAAGGGACAAAAAUGGGACGCCAGCUGCACCUAGACUACAUGGGCUCCUGCAAAUACAUCCCCCACUGUACUGAUUAUGAAGUGGAUCAGUUCCCACUCCGGAUGAGAGACUGGCUCAAAAACAUCCUUAUGCAAUAUUAUGAACGUGAGCUGGAUACUUCUGGAUUUCUAACUGAAAAGCAAAAGAAUAAGGUCAAAAAAAUCUAUGAGAAUGACAAGCGCCUCGUGGCUGGCAACCAUGCAGUUGAGCUGCUCCUGCAUGACUUUGAGAAAAACUAUCACAUGUAUGUGUACCCUGUGCACUGGCAGUUUCAUCAGCUUGAUCACCACCCUGUUGACAGAUUAUUAACACACUCUGAGCUUGCACCUUUGAGAGCCUCCCUUGUUCCCAUGGAACACUGCAUAACCCGUUUCUUCCAGGAGUGUGAUGGAGACCAAGACAAACUCAUUGCUUUGAAGGAAUGGUGCCACUGCUUUGGGAUUAAGGAAGAAGACAUAAAUGAAAAUCUCCUAUUCUGAGCCUGGCUGAACAGAAUCCCAGUGCUGCACUAAAACUGGUGAAAUAUAUGAAUCCUGUUUAUUUCUGUAAUUAACAGCUUCAUAGUUUUCAAGACAAAGGUGGCACAAGGUUCACCGCACUCCUGUCAAAUAACACAAGUGCAGAAAAGUUCUGUUUAUUAACAGCAGAAAAAUUUAACUACUCCAAGUGGUUCAUAGCUAAACAACCAGUGUUUUCCCCACAUGUAUCCAUGACCUCUCUGAACCAAUAAAUAGUACUAACCUGAUGACUAAGCUGUUCACAAAACUCUCCAGUAGUAUUAUAGGAUGUGGAUUUUACCACACACUGAAGAAAACUACCUUGAGAUAGGACUUGUUUCCUUUAUUUACUGUAUUGUCAAUUUAACAUUCUGCAUGGAAGGCUCAAAUAAAAAGAAAGUCUACCUAGAUAA
Molecule: messenger RNA, 2744 nt
Organism: Falco peregrinus (peregrine falcon)
Lineage: Eukaryota; Metazoa; Chordata; Aves; Falconiformes; Falconidae
Gene: SPARCL1
Product: SPARC like 1
Exons: 11
Coding region: 265-2313 (682 amino acids)
Biological process (GO): anatomical structure development
Molecular function (GO): extracellular matrix binding; protein binding; calcium ion binding
Source: RefSeq, a predicted model, not a curated record